Molecule: messenger RNA, 938 nt
Organism: Radiomyces spectabilis
Lineage: Eukaryota; Fungi; Mucoromycota; Mucoromycetes; Mucorales; Radiomycetaceae
Exons: 4
Coding region: 379-858 (159 amino acids)
Biological process (GO): copper ion transmembrane transport
Cellular component (GO): membrane
Molecular function (GO): copper ion transmembrane transporter activity
Source: RefSeq, a predicted model, not a curated record
GGACUUCCACGCUUUCGCCCUUUCCUCACUCAACACCUGUAAUAGAUUGGAUCUCCGCAAUGGAACACUCCAUCCUUUGAUUGGACACGAACCCAACCGUCAACCUCGCUGUCUUUUUAGGAGUCCUCUUUUCCUCACGCUAGGCGCAUCUGAUGCGUGGUGCCUUUUUUUCAUUUUACAAUAGCAUAGUUAAGAAGAGAAGGAAAGAGAUUAUAGAAUGUUAUGGCGAAUAAAGUGUGGUUUUGAACGAAUUAGGAUAUAUGGCGAUUCUUAGUUCCUUUUGCGUCUGGAAUGGCGACUUUUUUUUCGUGUUUAAGCGCCCAUUGCCCUUAAAAAGAGUAUGUUCGGAAAUCCAGAGUUUCUCUUCUUCUCGCGAGUAUGUCUUCUCCAAGUCCUAUGAAAUGGUGGUUUCAUAAUGAGGUCCAGAAUCUCCAUCUUCUGUUUGAACCCUUUCAGUUGAACGACCGAUAUCGGCUGUUUGCUGGCUACGUAUUUAUAGUCGUCGUCUGCUGGUCAGAGCGUGCGAUUACAUAUUACCUCGAUCGACUUGCUUACAGCAGAGGCAGGAUAUCGUGGAGGCUCGUCACCACUCGUACUCUACUCUUUGGUGUGGCUACGGUUUUACGGCUGUGGUAUAUGCUGAUAGCUAUGUACUUUAACACAGGCUUAUUUAUAGUCAUGGUCAUUGCACUAACUGGUGGGCAAUUUGCUGUCGAACUUCUCAAGGCAUCUUCAGCUACCACGGAAACGGUGUUUGGCAGAGGCCAAAAGAAUUUAAAUGACAGCGAGAGUCAAGCACUCGCCCCUCAGCAAUACACGUUGCCUGAAGAAUACGAAAUGGAUCACGAUGGAAAAUAAAAUUCUCUGAUUUGAUCACGCGGAUAUCGAUAUUAUUAAAAACGGGCAUUUAUCAUUGACAUUGGCAUCUCAGCCUUUCU